AUGUUGAAGAACCUUGAUAUUCGAAAUGUUCGUGUGGCAAAAGAUGUGUUGGAAAAAAUUAUUGUUGGCUCUCCACUGCUGGAGAGAAUGAUUCUAUGUGACUUAGUGAGUGUCGGCGUUCUCAAGGUUGAUGCACCAAAUCUCCAAUUCCUUAAAGUUGUAGGUGUUUCUGAAGAAAUUAAGCUUCAGAAUGUCCCGAAUCUUGUUGAUGUUUCAAUCGGCCAAACAAGAAUCGACCACAAUGAGGCUUCUAGAAGAAGUUGUAGCAAAUUGCUCCAGUAUUUUCUUAGCCUGCCUGGUAUCCAAAGGCUCACUAUUGAAGGUUGCCUUUUAGAGCAGUGUGAUAUUAAUUCAUUUCCCUUGCCGACGGAGCUGCCUGAAUUGCUUUCAUGUCUGAACUUUCUUUCUGUAAGCAUGCGCUUGAAUAGUUUGGACGACAUUUUAGUUGCUACGCUUCUUCUGAGAAGCUCACCUGCUCUACAAGUUCUAGAAAUAGAGUUUAGAGACAACAACAAAAUGGGGAAGAGAUUAAAAGCUGCAGCUGGGGGAGAUUAUAACAAUCGAAAAUGCACAUUCAACCAGCUGAGAAUUAUGAAAGUAACCAACUGUAGUGGUGUGAAAGCUGAAGCAGCUUAUAUCAAAUUUUUGCUUUCAAGUUCACAUGUGCUCAACACGAUGAUUCUUCAGCCUGUUUCUGCCGGAAUUUCUUGGGAACUAGUUGAGUUGAUGAUAUGGUUCAAUCGCUUUUCGGCGCAUGCCGAGUUAAAGUCUUGA
Molecule: messenger RNA, 774 nt
Organism: Fragaria vesca subsp. vesca
Lineage: Eukaryota; Viridiplantae; Streptophyta; Magnoliopsida; Rosales; Rosaceae
Exons: 3
Coding region: 1-774 (257 amino acids)
Molecular function (GO): protein binding
Source: RefSeq, a predicted model, not a curated record